AUGAAAGGUAUCAUUAAUAUUGGCGCAUUUAAAUCCCAACCGAUUGUCCAGCAAGACCUUAAACGUCUUCGUCUUAGAUCAACUCCAUUCUGCAUAUCUGUUUUAUUUUAUAUCUUAGGCGUCAUUUACUUAAUUUUAGUUUCUUAUUAUGGCUAUACUCUCCAAAACAUUCAAGAAUAUACAAAGCGUUACGAUGAAGAAUGCAGUAAUAAAUCGUCUUGCAUCGUUAAUAUCACAAUUGAAGAAAAUAUGAAAGGACCCAUCGCUUUAUACUAUAAAUUGACGAAUUUCUAUCAAUUGCACAGAACCAUUGCCAACAGUUAUUCGGCUCAGCAACUUCGUGGACAAAACGCUACAGAUGAACAACUUCAAAAAUGUCAACCAAGGACUUUUAUCAACUAUACAGAACAUAUGGCAAACAUUUACGUACCUUGCGGACUUUUACCAGCUGCCGUGUUUAAUGAUACAAUAAGCCUUCUCAACUACAGUUCUUUCGAUGAAAGUGAUAUUACUCUUAGUAUCGAUAGUUCAGAUCUUUAUUUAGCCCCUAAUGAUACCUAUGCAAAUUCUUCAAAAUGGCUUAGAGAUUCGGGCUUAUUCCCUCAAGGAAUUCAAGAUCAACAUUUUAUUGUUUGGAUGAGGCAAUCCGCUUUCGCACCUUUCAGAAAAUUAUAUGCUGUAUCUAAAUCCGACCUUCCUAAGGGCACAUACGCCGUUUUAAUUCAAAAUAAUUAUCCAACUACAUUUUUCGGUGGACAAAAGUACUUUAUUAUCUCUCAAAUAGGAAUGUUCGGAACAGUUAAAAUAGGUCCAACAGUCGUUUUUGCUGUUCUUGCAUUCUUCUUUUACGUUGCUUCCGCUAUUGAAGGAUACAUCGGCUGGAGAAGGACCAAGCCAAGCUCCAACUUCCAUCCAGACAGACUUAAGACCAUGUUCGUUGAUACAAGUGCUAACUAA
Trichomonas vaginalis G3 is the source of this 957-nucleotide messenger RNA. Its product is annotated as aminophospholipid transmembrane transporter protein. Gene Ontology annotation, cellular component: Golgi apparatus; endoplasmic reticulum; plasma membrane. NCBI's taxonomy places the organism in Eukaryota, Parabasalia, Trichomonadida, Trichomonadidae. The record is from RefSeq and is a predicted model, not a curated record. The coding region runs from base 1 to 957 and encodes 318 amino acids. The transcript has a single exon.